CGCAAAGAUUUUCGAUUUAAUCCAAUUCGUCGAUGCUUCCGUAGUUCUCGAUCAUCCUCCUCCGUCUCCCACACGCUUCGGAGUUCGCCGUAGCAGACCUCGGCGGAGAAGAUUCCCCUCUCAAAUCUCGAUCCGUCUCUCUUGCUCACGCUUCCGAUCCAAACCCUAGACGAGGAGCAGCAGCUGCUGGCGGGGAUGGAGGGCGGCUCGGGAGACCUCCAGUGUGUCGGGAAGCUGGAGAUCACGAAGCACAAGCCCGUUGGGUUCCUCUGCGGUACCCUCCCCGUCCCCACCGAUUCCACCUUCCCUAUCUCGCAAUCCGCUCUCCUGCCGCCCCCCCAAAUAACUGGAGUUCCACGAUACCAGAUGCUUCCGGCCGAGACCGAUCUCAAUACCCUGCCUUUGUUGUCCAACCUCCCGGAGAAAGUCUUCCCUUCCUCUGGGAAGACAAGUGACGGAUUUCACAUGGAGAGCAUCCCAAUUAUCCAAAAUUUAUCUCAGAAGUGUGAGGCUCUUGCUGUAUCUGGUCUGACUGAGUAUGGUGAUGAAAUAGAUGUGGUAGCUCCUGCUGACAUCCUUAAGCAGAUUUUUAAAAUACCAUACUCCAAGGCUCAGUUAUCGGUCACUGUUCAACGUAUUGGAAACACACUCAUCCUUAAUACUGGCCCUGAUUUUGAGGAAGGAGAAAAGGUUUUCAUAAGACAGAGCAAUCAAUCUAGAAGUUCUGAUCCUUCAAUUUUCUUAAACUUUGCUAUGCACUCUGUUAGAGUUGAGGCAUGUGACUGCCCACCUAGUCACCAGCCGUCCUCUGCAGAGCAAUCGGAUUCUACCAUCUUACCAGGACAUUUUGGACAACGAGAGGUUCCUUUGGUUUCUUCUGCAGAUGCUCAUGCUAGUAAAUCUCAAUAUCUCGAUCAAAAUGCCAGUGGCAGUCGAAAGCCUUCUCAUGGGAAUCGAGAUGCAUAUUUCUGGGAUGGAAAGCAGAACAAGCCAAAGACUAGAAGAAGACCAGAUCCUGUUAAAAAUUCUUCAGAAAUUGGUGAGAAACCCAGAUUGCCAAUGCAAGACCCUGAUAAGUUUAAGAGACUGGGAAAUAGUGGCUUUCUGAGGGUCUUAUUUUGGCAAUUUCACAAUUUUAGGAUGCUUUUGGGUUCUGAUUUGCUUCUGUUUAGCAAUGAGAAAUAUGUCGCAGUAAGCCUGCAUCUUUGGGAUGUCUCUAGACAGGUUACUCCUUUGACAUGGCUUGAAGCAUGGCUUGAUAAUGUAAUGGCUAGUGUACCUGAGUUAGCUAUCUGCUACCAUCAAAAUGGUGUUGUUCAAGGCUAUGAACUUUUAAAGACUGAUGAUAUCUUCCUCCUUAAGGGCAUCUCUCCAGAUGGAACUCCUGCUUUUCAUCCAGAAGUUGUCCAAAAAAAUGGGCUUUCAGUGCUUAGGUUUCUUCAGGAUAACUGCAAACAAGAUCCUGGUGCUUAUUGGCUCUAUAAGGGUGCAGGAGAAGAUGUAAUUCAACUGUUUGAUCUCUCUGUCUUACCUAAAAAACAUUCAGAUGAUGGUCAUGAUAAAAGUUGUAGUUCUUUGUCAUCAUUGAUGAGCAAGGGAAGAAGAGAUUCGUUGUUUUCUCUUGGCAAACUUCUGUAUCGUGUAGCUCACAGAUUGUCACUUUCAAAGGCAUCUGAUAACAAAGUGAAGUGUGCACAAUUCUUCAAGAAAUGCUUGGAUUUUCUUAGUGAGCAGGAUCAUCUAGUUGUCCGUGCAUAUGCUCAUGAACAAUUUGCAAGACUAAUUUUGAAAUGCUAUGAGGAACUUGAAUUUACAUCAGAAUAUUUUCUUCCUGAGUCAGAAGUUACUGUUACUGACUUGGAGGAAGAAUCUUCUGAAUUUUCUCUAGAAUCAAAAUCCCAAAAUAAGGGAUUGUCUCGUGAUGCUGGAUGUGACACAUUGAAAGAAUCUGGAAUGGUAAAACUCAAAACAAAUAUUCAGUUAUCCACAACCACUGAAAUUGGAACAUCAGAAAUCAAGGUUAGUUCUAGAUCACAUGAUGGCUUGGUGAUGUGUCAGGAUGCAAGUUCAUCACCUAUGGUUAGAACAGUUGCUGAUCCAAUCUCCUCUAAGUUAGCUGCAAUACACCAUGUGUCCCAAGCUAUCAAAUCUCUCAGGUGGAAGCGUCAACUGCAGAACACUCAAGUUGAAUUGAUAGACCACGGGAACAAAAUUCAUGACCGAUCAUCCUCUGUCAGUUUUUUAUGUGCUUGUGGUGAUGCUGACUGUAUUGAAAUUUGUGAUAUCCGCGAAUGGCUUCCAAAAUCUCGAAUUGAUCGCAAAAUGUGGAAACUUAUUCUUUUGCUGGGAGAAUCAUAUCUAUCUCUAGGGGAGGCUUAUAAGGAGGAUGGGCAAUUGCAUCAGACUCUCAAAGUUGUAGAAUUAGCUUGUUUGCUUUAUGGUUCAAUGCCUAAACAUCUGGAGGAUGCACAAUUUGUCUCAUCUAUCGCAAGUAGCUCAGCAUGUGAGUUCAAGUUUGACAGAGAUAGUACAUAUAUAGUAACAGAUGCAGUAGCAGAUUUGAACACAAUGCUCAAUGAGGAUGCCCGUUUCAGUAGUCAACUUUCUCCUACCAGCUUAUUCUGGGCUAAAGUAUGGACACUUGUUGGGGAUGUAUAUGUGGAAUAUGAUAGAAUAAAUGGUAGAGAUAUAUCAGUUCAAGCUAAAAAUGACGCAUUGAGAAGUGAAGCGCGAAUGCCAAAUGAAGUUGUAAAGGAGGUUAAACGCAUGAAGAAGAAGCUGGGACGGUAUAAUCGAAACUGUAAUACUUGUUCAUUGAUGAACUGUAGCUGCCAGAGUGAUAGGGUGAGCAGUGGAAACAGUGCAAGCAGUAGUUCUGGAGAUUCUUCCUCAUUUUACUAUAGAAAACAGAGCAGAAAAUUACCUUUGAGAAACUUUUCAUAUUCUCUUUCUGAACAAACUCAAGUUAAUAAAAAUCCAUAUAAGGCAGGUAUAUCAAUAUCGAAUGUUUCUGAAUCCAAUGAUUUUCAGGAUAAUAAAUAUAACGAUGCACCUGCUACUGGGUUAAAAGGAGAGGAACUGAAAGAAGGGUUUCUACAAACAAGUGUUGGUGGUUAUAACAAUGUUAAGGAUGCUUGCUUAGGGAAUGCUGAAGAAACGGUUAAUUCUGAACCGUGUAAUGCAGAUACUUCCAAGGCAAGGAGUGGAGGCAUUUUUAAAUUUCUUGAAGGUCCUAAGCUUGGAGAUGUUGAGUACAAUCUAUCUGCAGCUGUAGAUUGUUACAGUGCUGCCAGUAAAGUGAUGGACGGAGCACCUCCUGAUGUAGUUGAAUUUAGUUCUGUCCUGAAGAGGUGGGGUUGGGUGUCCAAUGAACUUGGCCGAUACAGACUGGAAAAAAAGAACUUAGUUGAUGCUGAAGUUGCAUUUGCAGAUGCUAUAAAGGUAUUUAAACAAGUUUCUGACCAUACCAAUAUCAUAUUAAUUAACUGUAACUUGGGCCAUGGGAGAAGAGCAUUGGCUGAAGAGCUAAUUGUUAAAAUGGAGGAACUCAAGCAAUAUGACCCACUCCAAAAUGCAUACAAACAAGCUAUGAAAUCAGCCAAGUCUGAGUACAUAAAAUCCUUAGAACACUAUAGCGCUGCUUUGGCAGAAUUGAACUCUGUUCGGGAGAGGGUCGACGCUUCUAUGUAUAAUGAAGUACAAACCCAGUAUGCUAACACUUAUCUGAGGUAUGGAAUGCUUUUGGAAAAGGAAAGUGUAAUAAGUGAGGGUUAUGAUGUUGGACACAUGGAUCUGCUGCUUGAUGAUAAUAAAAAUAAGGAAUACCAAAAGUAUGCCAUUUCUGCAAGUGAUGCUUUUAGGGAGGCUUUGGCAACAUAUGAAGCUCUUGGUGAGUUACGUAAGCAGGAGAUUGCUUUUGCUCAGUUCCAGCUUGCUUGCUACUACAAGAAUCUAUGCUUCAAGUUCCUUGAUUUGGAUCACAAACUAGUCAAUGAUUCUAAAUGUCAGGACAAAAAUAAGAAAAAGGCUAAAUGGUAUGCUUCUUUAGCAGAGAAAAAUUGGGAGAAAUGUAUCACUUUCUAUGGUCCAAAGAUAUAUCCUGUUAUGUACCUUAAUAUUCUUAUGGAACUAUCAUCCCUUGAGCUGCGCCUUUCAGAUUCAUUACACAUAAGCUCAAUGAUGGAAGCUGCUCUAGGCCACCUGCUUGAAGGUCGCCAAGUUGUUGAUGCGGACAACAAUUGUUCACCUGAUGAGAUUUCUGCGAUCAAAGACAAGCUCUGGAAUCAGUUGCAGGCCCUGCUGAAGGGCAUGCUGGCCAUUUCCCGCUCAGGUAAUGCAAACAAAUCCAGAGCAACUGGUCAGAUGGGAAAGCUUAAGAAAAUGUAUAGAAUAGCAUUGAGGCCAGCCAGUCUACAUGAGUUGCACGCGAUGCAUAAGUUAUGGGUAUCGUAAUAACAUCAUCGUUUUAAUCUGUCAACAUUGUGGAAGGAAAUCCAUCAAGAUCUCGACACUUCAUAUGGAAUCAAGGUCAAUCAUGUUUAGAUGUUGUCAUUACCUUGUGUUUAGCGAAUUAAGCAAACAUCAUUUGAAGCGCUUUCUUCUAAUCUUAGUUAAACAACAUGGUUAAUACCAACGUCUGGAUUUUCGAUAUUGUUAAUGAAGUGACAAGAUUAUCUUCAAGUAAAUCCGCACUAAGAUUACUCGAUGUAAGAAUUUGGUUAACACAAUAGAAAUGAUUUUGUUCGAAUUGAA
Molecule: messenger RNA, 4752 nt
Organism: Zingiber officinale
Lineage: Eukaryota; Viridiplantae; Streptophyta; Magnoliopsida; Zingiberales; Zingiberaceae
Exons: 10
Coding region: 196-4452 (1418 amino acids)
Biological process (GO): positive regulation of DNA-templated transcription
Source: RefSeq, a predicted model, not a curated record